UCCUUCACGGUCUCGGGGUUACAAGCCGUCGACGUACGCAACUCCGCCGGAACUUCCGCCUCACAGCUCACGAUUUGUGCUAUAGGAGAUCCACGUAGUUAAUCCAAGCCUCGAAUUUGCAACGGGUCUGUUGGGAUUGAGAGGGACUUCAGCGAAAAACGAAGUUACCGGUUUGAUAUACGCGGCACAUUAUCGUCGAACAUGUCGAACAUUGAGCGCAUCUUGCAAGGCGGGCGUGGUGGACCCUCGACGUCCCCGACAGCUUCGUCGACGACUUCCGAUCAUGUUCGACCGUCGCCUUCUUCUACAUCGCCGGCCGUGUCUGGUGUCGCUGCACCGCCGCCGUCGCCACCAUCACCUCCAUCGCCCCCGACUCCUGUGCUGCCCCCGCCGGUGAAGCAACAAACACCACCAUCGCUGCAGCAGUCAACAAGCCAUUCGCAACAACCUCAGGUAGAAUCUCCGAGGCAUGCGAGCAGCCCUCGACAGAUCGGGCAGGCACCGCAACAACCACAAUCCGCAAGGCAUGUCGGAAGUCCGCGACAAAUCGGUCAGCAGCCGCAACUUCACUCCCCGCGACAACUCGGCCAGCAGCCGCAGCUACAUUCACCACCACGGCAUGCAGGCAACAGUCCUCCCCAACUUCGUCAGCAGCAACAUCACCACCUCCAACUUCAACCGCAUCCGCAACACCACCUCCACCAACCGGACCCAAAUCCGCUCUCACAGCCGUACCGAUUCGCCGAUCUCGACGAGCUCCAGCUCCUCAAACCACCCCAGCUCAACAACGUCCAAGGCAUCAGCGACACAGCCUGGGUCUCCGCCUUUGACCGCAACGCGUACGUCGCCAUCCGGCUCAAAACAAAAGGCACCCUCUCCCGCGCGCUGUUCUACGACCUCUCCCAAAACAAGCAGAACGCGGUCAUGGGCGCGCUACGGACCAAGCUGGCGGAGUAUGAGCGGGAUCCCGCGCAGCAUCCGGAGAUUGAUGCGGGUGAACAUGCGAGGUUGUUGGAGGUUCUGAGGCAUAUGGAGAAGUAUCAGAGGAAUACGCAUUCGUUUCCGGAGGCGACUAUUAGUCGGAAAAGGAAGCAGCAGGAGGAGGGUGGUGAGUCUACACCAAAAUAUGCCCGCCGCACAAAAGACCAACCAGGCUUCAGCCUCGACCAAUCCCCAAUCCCACACGUCGCCCGCAUGGUCCCCGUCCCCUUACACGCCCAAAGCCCCGGUCCCCUCCCUCCGCCGAUGGGCGGCGCUCACCGUCUGCACGACGGCAGCCCAGCCCACGGACCUACCUACUACCAAGCCGCGCCCUCAGGUAUCGGCCUACCCCCCAUCCGGCAAGACCUUGCGCCACGAACCCGUUCAGGCGGGAAGCAACGCGGGACGUCUCAGCAACAAUCACAAGUGUAUGCGGGUGCUAGUGAAACCGCGCGUCAUCGCCGCUCACCCCAGCAACAGUUCCACCGCCAACACUCCCACCCCGCCCUCCCGUCAGCGAUCAUCCCCGCCCACGCCGCCGUCGCACACCCACAACGCUACUCCCACUCCCCCGCCCUACGCGCCAUCGCCGACCACCCCCAAGCAGGCCCAGACCGCAUCAUCCGCGCCCCACCCCCAUCAUCACCAGCAGAUUUCGAAGCCCUCUCGGCCCUCGUCCGCGAACUGCAGUACCGGUGCGGCGCAAUGGGAAAGGAUAACGAGAUAUUGCAGGCGGAGAUUGCUACCCUGCGCAGAGACGCAUUUACCGUGAACGCUGAGAAUGAAGGGUUGAAGAGUAAAUUGGAGCGCUCGAUGGAUGAGGUGUAUCAGUUGAAGAGGUUGCAUUAUCAACAGCAGCAGAGAGGCCAACAGCAGCAGCAGCCGCAGGCAUCCCCGCGUGCCGGGACCGCUUCGGCGGCGGAGGAUCAGAAAGUACCCCUCGGGACACGGUCGCCGACAUCUGCCACCACGUCCGACCGCUUACGAACGGCGGUUGAGCAUGUUAUCUCGCAGCGGAUGGGGACGGCGGUGGACGCUUUUGCGGAUGUGAUGCGCGGGGCGUUGUAUGAUUUGGGGAGCGAGUUGACGCAUCCAUCUGAGGCCGACCGGCCUUGAACACGACGACAUCCCCGACUUUCUUUAACAUAGCAUAGUUGCCAACAUCGAUAGAAAACGGGCGUAAACAUCAGACAUCCGCAUCAUCCGGGGGCGUAUCUAUCUCUAGUUAUCUAUCCCAACAAAACCUCGUUUUUGGCCCCCUGCAUUCCAUUUGAGAAACGAAAAUGUACAUUGUCCCCAUCGAGGUUGACGUCCCCCCAUCCCCACCUGUAUAUAUGAUGUCUGAUCUUUUGCGGGGCAUCAGGGAACACUUAAAUUAAAGAAGCAUUGUAUUUAUCAUGGC
Fimicolochytrium jonesii is the source of this 2383-nucleotide messenger RNA. RefSeq lists its product as uncharacterized. Lineage: Eukaryota; Fungi; Chytridiomycota; Chytridiomycetes; Spizellomycetales; Powellomycetaceae. The coding region runs from base 202 to 2097 and encodes 631 amino acids. The record is from RefSeq and is a predicted model, not a curated record. The transcript is spliced from 2 exons.